Drosophila subpulchrella is the source of this 1234-nucleotide messenger RNA. Its product is annotated as serine/threonine-protein phosphatase 2A 56 kDa regulatory subunit alpha isoform. The record is from RefSeq and is a predicted model, not a curated record. Gene Ontology annotation, biological process: signal transduction; protein dephosphorylation. Bases 82 to 1158 code for a protein of 358 amino acids. The transcript has 5 exons. Gene Ontology annotation, molecular function: protein phosphatase activator activity. NCBI's taxonomy places the organism in Eukaryota, Metazoa, Arthropoda, Insecta, Diptera, Drosophilidae. Gene Ontology annotation, cellular component: cytosol; nucleus; protein phosphatase type 2A complex.
UCAAGUAUCAAUCAUUCACCAGUCAACGAACACGUAUACUGCUACUAAAAAGAACAUAAAUAUAUUUUUUAAAUCGCCAAAAUGAGUGAUUCCCUCGCGAUCGUCAAUCCCGAUUCUCCGCCCGAAGAGAAACUCGAUAUCGAUAUUGUCUCAAAGGAUCAGGAGGAGUUGGCCAAACGGCAGCUAACCUUUGAGCUCUUCUCUCGCUUUCUGGAAUGUACGGAUUUCGAUAUGAUCGAAAAGCGAGAAAUUGAUCAAACAAUUAUCGUAAAGCUAUUGGAAAGCUUGGACUCGAAGGAUGAGGGAGAGCGCGAAUUUACAAAGAUUCUCUUGCGUCGCAUCUACUUUAAGUUUGACACAUUGCGGCCUUAUAUACGACAUGAGGUUAACAACGUGUUCUACCGAUUCAUUUACGAAACGGAAAACAUCAAUGGAAUAACUGAGCUCAUGGAAUUUCUCAACGAGGUAUUCCGCAAAUGUAAUGAUCUAUCGAUCGACGAACAAAAACACUUGCUGAUCAAGAUCAUUGUACCACUGCACAAAGCCCAAUCCCUAAUUACAUACUUUACUCCUAUGAUGAAAUGCACUUUACAUAUGCUCCGCGAGAACUUAAAACUUCACGGAGAUUUUAUCAAUGGCCUGCUUAAAAUCUGGCCCAUGGUAUCCUCGGAGAAAGAGAUGCUGUUCCUGGACGAGAUCUACAAAGUUAUGGAAAAGAUUGGUAAGGAAGAGUUUCAGCAAAUCCAGCUUCCGAUGUUCCGCCGGAUUUCAAAAUGCUUGGCGAGUCCCCAUAUGCCGGUUGCUGAGAGGGCUCUUCGUAUGUGGAGCCAUGAGAAUAUCGUGACACACAUUAUAUCCAACAGUGAGGUCAUCUUGCCCAUCAUUUUCCCGUCCCUGUAUUACGUCAGCAAGGAUCACUGGAGUGAUGAAGUAAGGGAUCUUGUCUAUAGCAUUUCCAAGUUGUUCCUGAAGAUGAACGAGAAGCUGUUCAACCAGCUGAACAAAAACUUCAAGUCAGAGCGCGAAAAGGAGAAAGCUUUAGAGCUCGAACGCGAAGAGCGAUGGAACAAGGUGAAGGAAAUGCAAUCCAAGCGAUCCCUUUGCCUUUCGGCCGACAUAAAUCUUAAUUCAGGAUUGGACGACCAUUUAAUGGACUGAAAACCCAAUUUUAAAGUCUAAAAUUUUGAAAAUAUGAAAACUUAAAUUUCUUUGUUAGAGCUAAAGCUAUUUUAAU